Messenger RNA from Acanthosepion pharaonis, 684 nucleotides. The record is from the annotation of a GenBank genome assembly. NCBI's taxonomy places the organism in Eukaryota, Metazoa, Mollusca, Cephalopoda, Sepiida, Sepiidae.
AUGGCUACAAUAUGCAAAGUGCGGAUUCUUGUUCUUGGAGACUCUGGUGUUGGAAAGACAUCUCUUGUCCAGCUUCUAUGCCAUGAUGAAGCCACCAACAAUCCUGCCUACACAAUUGGAUGCUCUGUUGAAGUGACUUUGCAUGAAUACAAAGCAGGCACACCUGAAGAAAGAACAUAUUUUGUGGAACUCUGGGAUAUUGGAGGAGCAACUCAACACAAAAACAGCCGAUACAUUUUUUACAAUCCUGUCCACGGCAUAAUUCUUGUUCAUGAUCUGACCAACAGAAAGUCACACCAGAAUCUACGGAAAUGGUUGGCUGAAGUUCUAAAUAAAGGACUAAACAAAGAUGCUAAUGAAUAUGUUUUUGAUCCUGAGAGUUUUGUUGGCAGCCAAAUUCCCAUUUUGGUGAUUGGAACCAAAGUGGACCUUGCCCAGAGUCUGCGGGAAAACAUUCUCUCUCGACGUUCCACUGUAGCUGAAGAAUGUGGAGCCUGUGAACUGAAUUUGGAUUGUAAACAGAAAAAAUCUCUGGCUCCUGGCACCACAAAUGCUGUAAAAGUGGCAAAGUUCUUUGAUAAGGUGAUUGAGCGUCGUUUCCACAGCCAAGAUUAUGGAGGCCAGGGUCACUCUCUAACUGUUCAAAACCAAAUCCGUUAUUCUAAAAACUCUCACUGUGACUGA